Messenger RNA from Phoenix dactylifera (date palm), 581 nucleotides. NCBI's taxonomy places the organism in Eukaryota, Viridiplantae, Streptophyta, Magnoliopsida, Arecales, Arecaceae. The record is from RefSeq and is a predicted model, not a curated record.
CAAGACCAUGUUGGGGAGUUACAGAAACUUAAAGCUGAGAUGGAGGAGAUGAAGAUGGAGCGUGAGAUGGAGCGUGAGGAGCUGCGGAGGCAAUUGGAGCAUGAGAGGAGAGAGCGUGAGGAGGAAAAGAAAGGGCGAGAGGAAGAACAGAAGCAAAUUGCACAUCUUACAAGUUUGGUGACAGAGUUCUUAAAGGAAAAGACUCAAACGCACAAGUCAUCUAUCCAUCAUGAUAGGGCCAUGUAUUCAACUGGUGGUACAAAUACUCGAUACAUGGUGGAGUUAUGAGCAUGUGAAAUCUAGUUUCUGGUAUAUGGAUAGCUUUUGUUCAGAUUAUCAUGGUGGAGUUGUCUACAAGCAGAAUCCAAUUUUUGGUUUAUUCAUAUUUUUGUCUACAUGAUGGUUGUUUGGAUGAAUAGCAAGAUCAGAUAUUUUGGGAUUUUUAAUUUACAUUUUGAUGUGUUUGGUGAUGAUUAUCACCUUAACAUAUGGUAUGGAUAAAACAUUUUGAUUUAUGGUUAAUAGGUAUGCUUGACUUUAGACUUAUAGAUGAUGAUAUUUAUAAUGAAUGAUUAUGGAUU